Messenger RNA from Bombus impatiens (common eastern bumble bee), 3947 nucleotides. RefSeq names its product probable citrate synthase 2, mitochondrial. Gene Ontology annotation, biological process: citrate metabolic process; carbohydrate metabolic process; tricarboxylic acid cycle. Bases 1875 to 3188 code for a protein of 437 amino acids. Gene Ontology annotation, cellular component: mitochondrial matrix. The transcript is spliced from 4 exons. The record is from RefSeq and is a predicted model, not a curated record. NCBI's taxonomy places the organism in Eukaryota, Metazoa, Arthropoda, Insecta, Hymenoptera, Apidae.
AUAAAAAGCUUACUGUUCUUACUCUUAUUACAAUAAUUCUAUUAUUCGUUAUUGUGAACCACGUAAAGAAAUAUUUCAAAACCAAUACUCAAUGAGUACCAAAUCACCGUACAUUCCACCGAAUUGUGGUAGCAAAAUCGUCGGCAUUUUUGUAAAAUUAUCGCACAUGAUUUAGUACAAUUAGAUGAUAACAGCGUGCGGUGUUACCGUGGGUUGUUUGCAAGCAGCCUAACGAUGUAAUAUGAUUUUCGACACUGUUAAUGUAUCGAAUGAGAGUUAUCCUUCAAAUUCAUCGUACUCGCCAAAAUAAGAUGCUUCAAGGUCCGCGCCUUAAUCUGUUACGAGCUUUUCUAUUUGCGCUUGAACUCUAUCAAAUUAAAGUUUUAAAGCAUAUAUAUAUACAUGUAUUUCGCUACAUGAAGUUUCUAUCAAAUGUUUAAAGCGAAUUAAUAUUGACCAACUCAGAGGAAUUUAUCUAAGCAAAUUGGACCACUUAACGAAUAUUAAUGUACUUGACGUACAUAGAUGACUAUGAAAAAUUAUUGCAACGAAUGAACUGUAUAUUAUGUAAAAAAAUUCAAUAUCGUAUACACAGAGAAGGUUUGCUCAAGAAACAGUCGAGAAACGAUUUUAUUCAUUCUGCUUUUGGAAUCAAACGGUCCAAGUUAUGCAACGAUUGUCAAAAUCUACAGAUUGUUACCAGCUUUAUCUUCCCAUCGUGGUUUCAUCUUGACCAAUUUUUUGACCUGCAGACAAUUCUCCGUGCUCGAUAGGAAUGCUCAACUAUAGUAAAGUAUGAAAAACCUAAUAGUUUAAAAACAUCUGUAAAAAGAAAUGUCCAAUAAUAUAAUCAUUGACAUAACCGCCGCAUGCAAUUCCGAAAUAAUUUCUUUUUUUCUCGCGCUAAAAUCUAGAUGAUUAAUUUUAUAACGUAAAAGGUUUAUCAAUAUCAACUGUAUUACUGAAAAUAAAAAUGUGUUGAUAAGAACUCAAAAAGGGGGAACAAUAAUAUGCAUUAAACAGGCAGAAAAGAUAUUACCGUCUAUCUUCGUGGAUUAUGAGAUCUAAUAUGUAUAAUUAUGUUGUUUGAUAUCAACCGUCAUAAUUCUUCUAAUUUUUGAGUUUCCGGCACGUUUUCGCAAGAUCGACGCAUUGAUAAUAAACUAUAACGCGAGACCCUAUGACCUCGAGCGAGUCUUGGAUGAUAUAUUGAAAUUCUCAUGAACGUUGACUCUUUCUAAGCACGAAGCAAUGUUCACAUUUUGUGUUUUGAGAUUAUACAUUAUUCGUAAUGGUUAAGAAUUUAUAUUAUUUUAAUUGAAGAGUUGUAUAAUAUCGGGUCGAUAUAAAAGAAAAUGUAUACAGAAAAGUAUUUUAAUAUUUUUCUAACAUCACAAAAAAUUAUACUGUUUUAAACUAUUCUAUUUUAUAAACUUAUAGAUUUAGGAAGGAAAUAUAAAAAUGGUAUUGAAUGCGUGUUCUGAAAAAAAUUUUUUUAUUAAUAGCAAACAUCAGUGUUCGUGAUCGCGACACCCACGCGACAAUUAGUACAUCGCGUCUAUUCUCUAAUUCUUCAAUCGUACAGAAUUGUUCAAUAAAAUUGGUAAAAUCGAUUUUUAAAGUUCUGUACAUAACGAGGAUUUGACUACAUCCAUCGAGUCAAGCGAAGAAAAUCCAAUAAAACCAAUAAAUAUUUACGUCUUCAGAUCGUGUGUCCUCGUCACAAAGGCAGAAAAUAUCUUAAUGAUUCGACUCGCACGUGUUCUAGUUUCUUCCCUUAUUACGUAAUAAUUAGUUUCUGUAAUAAAUUGAAAAUAAUGCUAAACGUUUGAUUUCCUCGCAAUAACAUAGUCUUGUCCUUAUUCAUAAGAUCAAUGAGCAAUGCCUUCACCGAUCUUAAAAAGAUUUUGGCUGAGAAAAUUCCUAAAGAACAGGAGCGUGUCGCGGCUUUCCGUAAAAAGUACGGAACCACCAAAGUUGGAGACGUUACCGUGAACAUGAUUUAUGGUGGUAUGCGCGGGAUGUUAGGACUUGUAUGGGAACCAUCGGUUCUAGAUCCUGAAGAAGGUAUUAAAUUUCGAGGAAAAUCGAUUCUGGAAUGCCGGAAGAUUCUACCGAAAAUCAAACACGAACCACUUCCGGAAGGUUUGUUCUGGCUGCUGAUUACCGGUGAUGUUCCUACGGAAGCCCAAGUGAAAGAAAUCUCUAAAGAAUGGGCCUCCAGAUGCGCAUUACCUGAUUACAUAGUCAAAACUCUGAACAACUUCCCCAAGUCGGUUCAUCCCAUGCAUCAAUUCUCCGCGGCGCUCACUAUUCUAAGUACAGACAGUAUAUUCAAAAAAGAAUACGAAGCAGGUAUACACAAAUCCAAAUAUUGGGACGCCGCUUACGAAGAUAUAAUGAACCUGAUUGCCAGAUUACCCGUACUCUGUGCCAUGAUAUACAGAAACCUUUACAAGGAUGGCAAACUCGGGGCAUCUGUGGACCCAGGCGGAGACUGGUCUGGCAAUUUCGCAAAAAUGCUCGGUUACGACGACCCACAAUUUGCUGAACUUUUACGAUUAUACCUAACGAUUCACGCUGAUCAUGAAGGUGGAAAUGUAUGUGCGCACACGACCCAUUUGGUGGCUUCGACAUUGUCCGAUCCCUAUUCGGCAUUCGGCUGUGGAAUGAGCGGUUUGGCAGGUCCUCUUCAUGGCCUUGCAAGUCAAGAAGUAUUGCUAUGGCUAAAGAAGGCGUGCGCUGAAAUCGGAGAUAGUCCCACUGAUGACGAGCUGAAAGACUUUAUUUGGAAGACGCUGAAGAACGGUCAGGUCAUUCCUGGAUACGGUCAUGCCAUACUCAGAAAGACUGAUCCUAGGUAUAUAUGCCAAAGAGAAUAUGCAAUGAAACACAUGCCGGAUGACAAACUAAUCAAGCUCGUUGCUCAAGUGUAUAAAGUAGUUCCCCCCAUUCUUAUGGAACUUGGUAAAGUAGCAAACCCAUGGCCAAAUGUAGAUGCUCAUUCGGGAGUUCUCUUACAAUACUAUGGAAUGACAGAGAUGCAAUAUUACACUGUCCUGUUCGGAAUAUCACGUGCUCUUGGUGUUCUGGCAUCUCUCGUUUGGUCUCGUGCUCUCGGCCUUCCAAUAGAAAGACCCAAAUCCAUAAGCACCGACAAGCUUAUGGAAUUGGUUAAAGCUAAAUAAAAGAAAACCAUUCUUAUUCGUGAAAAAUUAUGUUCACUAAAGCUUUCUAAAUAGCGUUUUUGCAACAUAGAACGAACUUAUAUACAAUUUAAUCGUCAAGCUCUUUAAGAAAAUGCGUGCAUUAACGGUAAACAAAAUUCAUUGUAAAUAUACGUGUUGCUUUUUAUUAACUUAUGCAAUAACAAUUUUAGAAAUAAAAAUGACAUAAUUCAUUGUACAGUUAGUAAAUCACUAAACAUUUACUGCUGUCUGAUCCUGUGGUGAAAUUUACACGUGUGUACCGACUAACAAAAGCCACUCGAAGGAUCAGUCUCGUGAUGAGACGCAAGAAAUAAAUUGAUCAGCCGAGAAUUUAGAAUCUUUUUGACUUCUGGUUUCUCCAUUCGCGGCAAGUUCGUUUUCGGCUCGUCCAUCGAUUUAUUAAUUGUUAAUAUUACCAAUAUAUAUAAUAAUAUUGUCAAUCAUUGUAUUUUGUAUCGAUCACCUCCUUUCCGUGGAUCUUUAUCUAUGGGAGGGGAAAGUUUUCCGUGAGUGUGAGAGUGUGGAAAGCGAUAAGUAAUUUUUUCGCAAUGGUGAAGAAAUUUUCAAAGCUUUUACCAUUCGAUUACUAGACCAUUAGAAAUUGUUUCUUCGGAAUUUCGUAAUUUCUAUCACCUGUAGAUACUUUCUAAACAAUUCACACUGUUUAUUUAUUAUACAUUUUAAUUAUUAUUCAUAUAUGAAAGGAAGGAAUAAAAUAUAGUAAAAUAUAUAAUUUAA